GUUCAACUGAGCAGCUCCUGGUGCCAUGGGCAGGGGCUCCCCGGGCUUUGGCCGUGUUGGAGCAAGGGCUGAUGGGUGCAGGGAAGGGAUGGAGGGACCCCAGGUUGUACUGGGCACCCCAACAUCCCUGCAGCAUCUGAGAGCAGACAGCCCUUCCCUGCACAGCACCAGGGUCAGGCCCCGCACACUGUGGGGCCGCCCUUCGCCUCGGGAAAUCGGGCAGCUUAUGGGACACGUGGGGAUCUGCCUGGAGCCUCAUCCCUUCCCCCUGGGAAUCUCCUCCUCGCUCCCAGGAGCCCGGGAAUGACUCAUGUGGUGCCUCUUGCACAGGCGAUGCGUUCCUGCCAAGAGCAAGCACCGACCUGCAGCAGCGCCGGCCUCGGCGAGGGACACCUCGGGCCAGCUAACGGGAUCGGGGAGCCAUGAACUGGAGCGCGUUCGAGGGGCUCCUCAGCGGGGUCAACAAGUACUCCACAGCCUUCGGCCGCAUCUGGCUCUCCCUCGUCUUCAUCUUCCGCCUGCUGGUCUACGUGGUGGCGGCCGAGCGGGUCUGGAGCGACGACCACAAGGACUUUGACUGCAACACUCUGCAGCCGGGCUGCACCAACGUCUGCUUCGACCACUUCUUCCCCGUGUCCCACAUCCGCCUCUGGGCCCUGCAGCUCAUCCUGGUGACGUGUCCGUCCCUCCUGGUCAUCAUGCACGUGGCCUACCGGGAGGCCAAGGCGCAGAGGCUGCGGGAGGCCGGCGGGGACGGCUGCCACCGCCGCCUCUUCACCGACCCCGGCAAGAAGCGGGGCGGGCUGUGGUGGACGUACCUGCUCAGCCUCAUCUUCAAGGCCGGCGUGGACGUGGUCUUCCUCUACAUCUUCUACCGCCUCUACAGGAACUACACCCUGCCCCGGCUGGUGAAGUGCGAGCUGCCCCCCUGCCCCAACGUGGUGGACUGCUUCAUCUCCCGGCCCACCGAGAAGAACAUCUUCACCCUCUUCAUGGUGGUCACCGCCUGCGUCUGCGUCGUGCUGAGCCUCACCGAGGCCGCCUACCUGAUCGGCAAGCGGUGCCGGGAGUCAAAACAGCUGAGUACAGGAGAGGAAAACCACCCCAACCAUUGA
Molecule: messenger RNA, 1115 nt
Organism: Lepidothrix coronata (blue-crowned manakin)
Lineage: Eukaryota; Metazoa; Chordata; Aves; Passeriformes; Pipridae
Gene: GJB5
Product: gap junction protein beta 5
Exons: 3
Coding region: 423-1115 (230 amino acids)
Biological process (GO): cell communication
Cellular component (GO): connexin complex
Source: RefSeq, a predicted model, not a curated record